Cydia amplana is the source of this 1307-nucleotide messenger RNA. RefSeq names its product partitioning defective 3 homolog. The transcript is spliced from 5 exons. The coding region runs from base 399 to 1307 and encodes 302 amino acids. Gene Ontology annotation, molecular function: phosphatidylinositol binding. Lineage: Eukaryota; Metazoa; Arthropoda; Insecta; Lepidoptera; Tortricidae. Gene Ontology annotation, cellular component: adherens junction; apical plasma membrane; cell cortex. The record is from RefSeq and is a predicted model, not a curated record. Gene Ontology annotation, biological process: intracellular protein localization; establishment of centrosome localization; cell adhesion.
UAUCCCUUGCUACAACCGUUUGAACCGUUGCUGCCGUUGACAGAGCACUCUACGCCCGUAUUUCGCGUAAUCUUAUCGAAAUGUGCCCAAUGUUGAAUGUGAUUUGUGUAUUCAAUCAGUGAAUUUUAAAUAAUCAUACAGGUCAGCCGAAUUAAGUGUACUGUCUGAAUUUUAGCUCUGCGCUAUGAAAACGAACAGCCAAGCCAGUGUUUUUGUACUUUUUGUGUCGGUGGUCGAAGAGCGGCUUCGGUGCAGGGUUACCUUUACCAUGUGCGUCAGGUAGUGUUUUGCUCGUAUUAGUUUGUCCACAAACUAAUAAUGUUGGCGCGUAGAUACAGUGGUGAGCACUGAGUGAGUGAGGCGUGGUGUUUUGGUGAUUCAUAGUGCGUUGUGAGGAUAUGAAGGUGACGGUGUGCUUUGGAGCUGUGCGGGUGCUGGUACCCUGCGGCGCCGGCGACCUGCUGGUUCGGGACCUAGUGCGGGAAGCCACUCAUCGCUUCAAGAAAGCUACAGGACAGGGCCCCGAAACAUGGGUGGGAGUGCGAGCGCUGCGCGCCAGCUCCGGCGGCAUCCUGGACCCGGACGACCGGGUGCGCGACGUGGCGGACGACCGCGAGACGCUCACCGCCGAGUGCGCAGCCCAGGCGCCGGCGCCGCGGGCGGCGCAGGCCGACGGCGCCAGCGGCUCCAGCGCGGGUACCGCGUCCCCGGACAUGUUCCGAGGCGGCGGCGGCGUCGGCGGCAGUAUGCGUGUGCCCAACUCCGAGUCGUGCGUGGAGGUGGGCGCGGCCGACCUCGAGGACGGUGCCAACGGGCUGCAAGUCCGGCGCGGCAGCGAACCCACCCUGCACCAGGACACGUUACCUCCACAACGAACGGCCACAGAGCAGACAAAACGCUGGUCAGCAGCGGUAGUCUGCCGGGAAGACAACAGAACAACACAGAAAGUGCACCCUUUGCCGGAUGGUCGACCACCAGACCCUGACAGACUCAAUCCCGGACACUUCCAGCGGCAAACCAAUAGGCUCUCCAUGCAGUUCUCCGGACCUGGGAGUGGAAUAUGGCUAGACGCAGCGGACAGAGUGCAGAGCUACGGCAGCAAGAGCUUACCCCGCGACGCGAGAAGGGAACCCCUCGGGCAGGACACGUCGGGCGACACCCCCCGGGUCGAAGACAUGUUGCGAUGGGUGUCGGGUGUCAACAACGUCGCCAGCGUUCAUCCGCAGGAGCGCCCACUUGAUCUCUUACCUGAGGGUAUGUUUAUGAUUCAUCUAGAAAUUACUAGAGAACCGAUCAGCUGCAGCUAG